AUGUUUGCAAGUUUUGCCAGCCUGAAGUACCUGCCGUUGUCUCAUGCUUCCAUCAUCGGCUAUCUGGCACCGGUUCUGGCUGUUGUUCUGGCGGCAAUCCUGCUUGGCGAAACCGUCAACGGCGCCCGCUGGUUUGGUGUCCUCUUCGGAUUUGCCAGCGUGCUCGUUCUGGUGCUUCCAACGAUCGCCGAGGCAAAUGUUGACACAUCAUAUUUUCUUGGUGUCGGUCUGGCGUUGGCAAUGGCAAUUCUGACCGCAAGUGCAAAGGUUCAAAUCCGAAGUCUGGCGCUGACGGAAAAUGCCGGUGCCAUUGCGUUUUACUUUGCACUCACGUGCACAGUUGCUGGCCUUGCCACACUGCCGUUCGGCUGGACGCUGCCCGACUGGAAUCAGCUUGGCCUGUUGGUAUGCACGGGAAUUGCCGGCGGUAUUGCGCACAUCCUGAUGACGCUGAGCUACCAGUAUAGCGAGGUCUCCAGGUUGGCCGCCUUUGAAUACCUGUCUCUCGUUUUUGCUGUAAUCGCAGAUGUGCUGUUUUUCGACAUUCUGCCAAAGCCAGCGUUUUAUGCCGCUGCGGCCUGCAUCGUCCUGGCAACACUGGUUGUAGCGCUCAAAGACGGGCAUCACAAAGGCCAAACGGCUUUUCGCUAA
Effrenium voratum is the source of this 651-nucleotide messenger RNA. Lineage: Eukaryota; Dinophyceae; Suessiales; Symbiodiniaceae. The record is from the annotation of a GenBank genome assembly.